Molecule: messenger RNA, 312 nt
Organism: Closterium sp. NIES-65
Lineage: Eukaryota; Viridiplantae; Streptophyta; Zygnematophyceae; Desmidiales; Closteriaceae
Source: the annotation of a GenBank genome assembly
AUGAGAGAGAGGCGGCAACAAGUGGAGGGGAAAGGUGGUUCAACUCAAACUGCCGCUACCACUCCUCUGGUGCUUGCAGCAGACUGGAUGCACGGAGAGCGGCACAGGGGUGGCAGGAGGGAGAGGACGGAUAGGCAUGGCGAGAGAGGGACGCGGAGAGGUGAGGAAGGGGAGGGAGGGGAGGGAGGGGCGGGAGGGGCGGGAGGGGCGGGAGGGGAAGCCUGGGAGGAAGGGGAGGGAGGGGAGGAAGGGGAGGGAGCGGACGAGGGGAGGAGACAAAGAGUGAAAAGAAACGUUCAGCACCCGACUUGA